This is a messenger RNA of Psammomys obesus (fat sand rat), 1504 nucleotides long. Its product is annotated as acidic mammalian chitinase. Bases 1 to 1428 code for a protein of 475 amino acids. The transcript has 11 exons. The record is from RefSeq and is a predicted model, not a curated record. Gene Ontology annotation, molecular function: chitinase activity; chitin binding. Gene Ontology annotation, cellular component: extracellular region. Gene Ontology annotation, biological process: chitin catabolic process; carbohydrate metabolic process. Lineage: Eukaryota; Metazoa; Chordata; Mammalia; Rodentia; Muridae.
AUGGCCAGCCUCACUCUUGUCACAGGUCUGGCCCUUCUGCUGAAUGCUCAGCUGGGGUCUGCCUACAAUCUGGUAUGCUAUUUCACCAACUGGGCCCAGUAUCGGCCAGGCUUGGGAAGUUUCAAGCCUGAUGACAUUGACCCCUGCCUGUGUACUCACCUGAUCUAUGCCUUUGCUGGGAUGCAGAACAAUGAGAUCACUACCAUAGAAUGGAAUGAUAUUACUCUCUACAAAGCUUUCAAUGGCUUGAAAAACAGGAACAGCAAACUGAAAACCCUCCUGGCUAUUGGGGGCUGGAACUUUGGAACUGCUCCUUUUACUACCAUGGUCUCUACUUCUCAGAACCGCCAGACCUUCAUCACCUCAGUCAUCAGAUUCCUGCGUCAGUAUGGGUUUGAUGGACUGGACCUGGACUGGGAAUACCCAGGCUCACGUGGGAGCCCUCCUCAGGACAAACAUCUUUUCACUGUCUUGGUAAAGGAAAUGCGUGAAGCUUUUGAGCAGGAGGCUAUUGAGAGCAACAAGCCCAGGUUGAUGGUUACUGCUGCUGUAGCUGCUGGCAUUUCCAACAUCCAGGCUGGCUAUGAGAUCCCUGAACUUUCCAAGUAUCUGGAUUACAUCCAUGUCAUGACAUAUGACUUCCAUGGGUCCUGGGAGGGCUACACGGGAGAGAAUAGUCCACUCUACAAAUACCCAACUGAGACUGGCAGCAAUGCCUACCUCAAUGUGGAUUAUGUAAUGAAUUACUGGAAAGACAAUGGAGCCCCAGCUGAGAAGCUCAUUGUUGGAUUUCCAGAGUAUGGACAUACUUUCAUCUUGAGCAACCCUUCUGAUAAUGGAAUUGGUGCCCCUACCUUUGGUGCUGGUCCUGAUGGGCCCUAUACAAGGCAGUCUGGUUUCUGGGCCUACUAUGAGAUUUGUACCUUCCUAAGAAAUGGAGCCACUGAGGUCUGGGAUGCCCCUCAGGAAGUGCCCUAUGCCUAUAAGGGUAACGAGUGGGUUGGCUAUGACAAUAUCAAGAGCUUCAGUGUCAAGGCUCAAUGGCUUAAGCAAAAUAAUUUUGGAGGUGCCAUGAUCUGGGCCAUUGACCUUGAUGACUUCACUGGAUCUUUCUGUGAACAGGGAAAAUUUCCUCUGACCUCUACUUUGAACAAAGCCCUAGAUGUGUCAACUACAGGUUGCACAGCCCCUAACCCACCUACUGAGCCAGUGACUUCUCCUCCAGGAACUGGGAGUGGGAGUGGGAGUGGGAGCUCUGGAGGAGGCUCUGAAGGCAGUGGAUUCUGCGCUGGCAAAGCUGAUGGCCUCUACCCUGUGGCCGAUGACAGACAUGCUUUCUGGCACUGCCACAAUGGAAUCACAUACAAGCAGCACUGUCAGGCAGAGCUUGUCUUUGAUCCCAGCUGCAAUUGCUGCAACUGGCCAUGAACCUGACAUUGCCAUUCUUCCCCAAACUUCUGCACUCUUCUUUACUCCUUUCCAAAGGCAUGUUGCAUCCAUUUAA